Messenger RNA from Candidula unifasciata, 2295 nucleotides. The record is from the annotation of a GenBank genome assembly. NCBI's taxonomy places the organism in Eukaryota, Metazoa, Mollusca, Gastropoda, Stylommatophora, Geomitridae.
AUGUCCAGACGCUGUUCCAACAGAACUAGAGAAAUGACGCGACUUCUGUCUGUAGCGGUUCUUGCUGUUGUUUACUGGUCUUCUGCAGUUCUCUGUCAGACCGACACCUGCUAUGAGAAGGCAGACAUCCUGUUUGUGCUGGACUCGUCAGGGAGUGUUCUGCGCGAAAACUUCCAGAAACAGCUUCAGUUUGCAGCGACGUUUGUCAACCGGUUCAUUGUUGGGCAAGCCAGGUUCAGUGUUAUACGAUUUGAUAGCUCUGCCAGCAUUCUUUUUGGUUUCAACAGAUACACUGACAGUACUUCCUUGAAAAAUGCCAUUCUCAGCAUCUCUUAUCCAGGAGGAGCUACGGACACGGCAGCAGCGCUCCAGCUGGCACGACAGGCUGCCUUUGCCACCAGCAACGGAGCUCGUCCAGGGGUUCCUAAGAUAGUCAUCGUGUGCACAGAUGGCCAGUCCAACGAUCCCAAUGCAACAGCAAUAGAAGCUGCAAACCUAAAAAAUUCCAAUGUAUUGGUUCUUUCAAUUGGAAUCGGUGUCUCAGUAAACAAAGAGGAAUUGGAGACUAUUGCAACUUUUCCGGCUGAUGUCUUUGUGGUCAUCGAUUAUAACCAGCUUCUGUCCAUUGUCUAUGACUACAGUGAGAUGAUCUGUGACGAAGUGAAGUUAUUCAGAUGCAACAGCCAAGCCGAUAUUUACUUUCUACUCGACGCCUCCAGUAACGUCGGUGAAGAUGCAUACAAAAAGGAACUUGAAUAUGUUGGGAAUUUCUCCAAGAAUUUUGACCUGACCAACAUCUACAUUGGGGCUGCCACUUUUGGAGGCUUUUCUGUUCAGAAGGUGUUCAAUAUAGGCCAAUUUAAAGACCAGUUUCGGCUUGAGCAGGAUUUAGCGACUGCUCUGUACCUUGGUGGCAUCACGGAAACGGACAAUGCGCUCAGGUUUGUGAGUGCUCAGCGAGUUUAUGAUGCUGCCUCGGGAGGACGUCCCAACGCUAAAAAGAUAUUGAUUAUCUUGACUGAUGGACAUUCUGUAACAGCUCCCCAAGCGGCUAAAACUGCUGCUCAGCUGCGUGCAUCUGGUCUCAACAUCAUUGCUGUUGGCGUCUCCAAACCCAACAUCACAGAACUGAAGACUCUAGGAGGCCAUGACGUGCUGGAUGUGGUCAGCAACCUGUUGAUUCCCAGAGUUCUAGUUGAACGAGUACAGUCUCUGACAGCAGACACGGUGUGUGAAUUGCCUCAAACUUCCAUAAGAAACGUCUCGAAUGUUUGCCAAGAAAAGAACUUGGAGAAUGGUAUCCAUCCUCAUCCAUACAACUGUUCCCAGUUCAUCAUGUGCACCUUUCUGAAGACUGACGUCAUGUCCUGUCCGGGAUUCGAAAUCUACGAUCCAGAAUAUCAGACUUGCAAUUACCCUGGCCUUGUGAAGGACCCAUGCAAAGACAUCCCCAACUAUUCUCCCCGUCCCACUCCGAAACCAGCGACUACUUUAGCAACUGCACCAUGUCGCAAGGGACUUCUGGACAUCCUGUUACUCCUAGACUCAUCUGACAACGUCGGCAUCAAUGGUUUCGGCGAGGAACUAAAGUUUGCGGCAAAUCUGGCUGAGAAUUUCCAUUUGGGUCAAGACGCCGUACAAUUCGCAGCAGCAACUUUCAGCAACGCCGUGGUAGACUUGUUUAACUUUGACAAAUUUGGGAAUUAUACACCACUUCAGAGGGCAAUACUAGGCGCUAAUUAUUUGGGUGGGGCGGCAAAUACCAAUCUAGCAUUGAAGCAAGCAGUCACUUUCUUGGACCAAAGUAAUGGAGGUCGAGACGGUAUCCCCAAGGUGGCUGUUCUGUUCUCUAGCGGAAGAUCCAAUGACACUCAAGCAACCAGAGAUGAAGCAACUGCCUUGAAGAAAGCUGGUGUUUAUGUAAUUGCUGUUGGUUUCUCCAGCCCCGACUUGGCAGAACUAGAAACGAUCGCAUCGUCUCCAGCCGAUGUUUACCUCGCCUAUGAAUUUGAUAGUGUUCUUAAAGCUCUAACCAGAUACAGCAACACAACGUGUGCGAAUCCAGCCUACGAGGACUGCCACGGAAUCCAGUUUGCGGAUGUCAUCUUUGCUCUGGAUUCAUCCACCAGUAUCUCACCUUCUGACUACAUCAAACAACUCACCUUCGUAGCUGACGUCACAAACUCAUUUACUGUGGGCCCACAAGACGUCCGCUUCGGGGCCCUUAUCUUCAGCACGGACACAGUCAAACUGUUCGAUCUCAAAGACUUUGAAGAUCCAGACACAAUCAGAAGU